Symbiodinium pilosum is the source of this 1656-nucleotide messenger RNA. The record is from the annotation of a GenBank genome assembly. NCBI's taxonomy places the organism in Eukaryota, Dinophyceae, Suessiales, Symbiodiniaceae.
AUGGAGGCCGCGAGCAGCUCGCCUGAUGAUCCUCAAAAGGAGGAGAGGCCUCCAAAGCCAAAUCUCUGCCGGUUGCUGCUGAAGCAGCUGGAGGACAAGUUCCUAGCCAUUGGCCGCCGUACAGAGAAGCCAAGGUCAACACAGCAGGAUGAAGACGCUCAUCAGCUUGUUGAGGCGGAGUACAGGCCGAAGUCCUUCCUGCGGCGGCGCGCCCCUGAUGAGAUUGAGACCGCGGUGACCCAGCUGGAUCAGGGAGCUUUGACCAUGGCGAAGAGGAGUUUCACCAGCAACUUGGAUCUGACGGAAUUUGCAGAGGCAAUUGUCAGCACUGGCACCUAUGACGCGGACCGAAUCUUGGCUUUCGUCAGUGGAGUCGUUGAUCUCUACUUGGAGGUCUUUCGUUCACAGGGUGAGCGGGCGUCCGAGCGCGCGGUGAACUGGGCGCAGUUGAUGAACCACUUCAUCGAGUCUCCGGAGAUUGUCAUGUUCGAGGGAAGCGAGGUCUCAUCCGCAAUGGGUCCGAAGAGCGUGGCUGGUGCGGAGAAUUUGGCGCAGGUCCGACGAAGCAACGUUGUUGACUGUGCCAAACACAUGGGCUCCUUCAUCCACAAGAUCAAUUGGAUGGCGUCCCUGGAGAUGCUUACUUCUGUGGAGGGCACGGAAUCGGUAUACUUCUGGUCGCCGUUUAUGGCUUGGGAAACAGCACGCGUGGUCACGCCCCAGUUGCCACCCGACUUCUACGACGAGAGGCAGAAGCCCCUCUGGACAGUUCAUGCCGUUGCCUGGGAUAACGACUCUCAGGACUUGGUGGCUUUGCUGAGCAAUCGCUUCCUGAUCUUCUGGCGCCUGCGAAACAGGGACAAGGGCCAGUUCCAGCAGAAGAAGGAGUUCCGUUUCCACGCCACGCGUCGGGAGGGCCGGAACUCAUCUGAGCACGAGAUCAGCCAAUGGAAGGUCCACCUGCGUACACUUGACCCGAAGAACGGGGACGAGCUGUUCCAGGACACCGCUGGAAAGGAGCCUUCGGAAGCAGGAGCAAGGCGUGACAAGCGCGAAGAGCGCUUCGCAGCAGAAGCAUCCCAGCAGUUGGACAUCUGGUGGAGCGCAAGCAUGAAGUGCUGGGUGACGGCUGACUACAACGGAAGGCUGCUGUUGUGGGAUCUUCGUGAACACAGCAUUGCUACCUCAAUUGCACCAACAAAGGUCCUGCAAGCUCACGCGAAAGUGAUCACCACUUUCUUGGAGCUUAGCACCUUCAAGUUCACCACUGGCAGCCUUGAUCGGUCUGUGUGUCUCUGGGACCAUCGCAACCUAUCUGGGCCAGAGGUGAAGUUGGAGGAGCACACGGGUUCAAUCCGCUCACAAGCGUAUUUGCCCCUGUUCUCCAGUCUGGUGACGGUGGGCUGUGAAAAACGUGUCUUUGUGUGGUCGAUUGACUCGACUGCCUAUCGCGGGGUUCGCGCGAAGCUCUCUGCGCACCAGUCCAACCUCUUGGAGGUCUCUGCUGGUCAAAGGGUCUUCGUGACCUUGGAUGAGGCCUGCAUCUUUAUCCUCUGGGACGGUGCUACCUUAGCAGCGCUGCAGACGACAAACUGCUUUACGCUGGCACCUCGCCACGUCGUGGUCAUGCCUUCGCAGAGAGCCCAGACGGCAUGA